This is a messenger RNA of Erigeron canadensis, 1858 nucleotides long. RefSeq lists its product as uncharacterized. Gene Ontology annotation, molecular function: cyclase activity. Lineage: Eukaryota; Viridiplantae; Streptophyta; Magnoliopsida; Asterales; Asteraceae. The coding region runs from base 1 to 1626 and encodes 541 amino acids. The record is from RefSeq and is a predicted model, not a curated record. Gene Ontology annotation, biological process: sesquiterpene biosynthetic process. The transcript has a single exon.
AUGCCUUCAAUGGAUAAUGAUGGGGCUGAAGAUGAGAAAUCCAGCAGAUCUGCAGCCAAGAAUUUUGUCCCUCUACACAUAAAAACACAUCAAAAAGGACUACUUAGAGACCAUGAUAACAAAACCCAAGAUGGUGGUACGCAUAACAGUCUGAACAAUAAGAUGUCGAGCUUCUUUAGCCUUGGUAAGCACGACGCCCAGACUGUAAAAUUUCAACAGCUUGCCAAAGAUAAGGAUGUCUUUUCGCAGGGCAUGCCUUCUAACACUAAUCAAACUUAUGGAGGAGGCUUGCGGAGGGUAUUUAGUAGAAAACUCGAUUGGGGGUCCCUUCAAAACCUAGCUAAAGAAUGGAUUAAAGAUCCAAGGAACAUGGUUCUAUUGAUUUGGAUGAUUUGUGUUGCUGUCUCUGGAGCGAUUCUUUUUCUUGUUAUGACAGGUAUGUUGAAUAGUGCACUUCCUAAAAAAUCACAAAGAAACGCUUGGUUUGAAGUCAACAACCAGAUACUCAAUGCGUUAUUUACGCUCAUGUGUUUGUACCAACACCCUCAUCGUCUCUAUCACCUUAUACUGCUUAUAAGAUGGAGAUCAGAAGAAGACGUUUCCAAAUUGAGGAAAGCAUAUUGCAAGAACGCAAGUUACAAACCGCAUGAAUGGGCACACAUGUUGGUUGUUGUCUUGCUGCUUAACCUUAACUGUUUUGCACAGUAUGCACUAUGUGGUCUAAAUGUUGGGUACAAGAGAUCAGAAAGACCUGCAGCUGGAGUGGCGAUUACUUUAUUUGUAGCAAUUGGUGCCCCUGCAGUAGCUGGUGUCUAUAGUUCCAUUAGUCCUCUUGGAAAAGACUAUGACAUGGCUUCUGAUGAAGAAUCCCAGCUAUACAAAGAGCCCAUGAGUAGUAGUGGGUCAGUUCGGAAAAUAUUGGAACCAUUUGAAAGAAGAUUUUUCUUUGCAUCAAAAGACGAUUCCAAAAACAUCAUAAGUAAUCCUGAAUGGAGUGGAGGUAUAUUUGAUUUUUGGGAGGAUAUAUCGUUAGCAUAUCUGUCGUUAUUUUGUAGUUGUUGUGUGUUUGGAUGGAAUAUGGAGAGACUCGGUUUUGGAAACAUGUACGUCCAUAUUGCAACGUUUCUCCUAUUCUGUAUGGCGCCAUUUUGGAUAUUUACUUUGGCUGCCAUAAAUAUUGACAAUGAGGGUUUAAGGGAGGCAAUGGGGAUUAUAGGGGUAUGUCUUUGCGUAUUUGGUUUACUUUAUGGUGGUUUUUGGAGGAUUCAGAUGAGGAAGAGGUUCAAUUUGCCAACAUCUAAUUUCUGUUUUAAUAAACCUGCUAUUACUGAUUGUGCAUUGUGGCUAUGCUGCUGUUGGUGUUCAUUAGCUCAGGAAGUCCGAACUGGAAACCUAUAUGAUAUUGUGGAGGAUAAGUUCUACAAACAAACCGAGGCCGAAUCUAGUCAAAGGCCUAUGUUGCCCUUGCAUAGAGAAGGUGAACAUUUGGGUAUUCGCUCUAGCCCGAGUCCUAAUAGAUUUAUGAAGGAAUAUCAUAGCUCAACCGAGCAACAAUCAACGGUAAAACAAGAUUCUUCCUCGGAUGUAACUCUUGAACCGCCAGUUCCAUCCUUUAUACAUUAUUAGUUAAGAAAGAUUAAACUUUAAACCAUUAUUAUUUGUGAUUCAAAAUUGCAAGGACUACCAGCCCUUGUACAUUUUUUGGGAUUGUCUAUAUUAUUUGUUACUUUGUCUUAAGUUUUUUUUUUCUUUUUUCAUCUUAUGAAUAUGCAUUUUAGAUAUUACAUCACUGUACAGUUUUAUCUCAAAUUUUGAAUAUUUGAUAGUAAUAUAAAAAGCCUGUUAGUUAUGUGUUGCA